AUGCCUCCUGUGGGAAACGACACCGGGAAGAAUGAGCUCAGAUCUCGGAUUCAGCAGCUCAUUGACUCCAACCAAGUGAUGAUUUUCAGCAAAAGCCGCUGCCCGUACUGCGUUAGGGUGAAAGAGCUUUUCACACAGUUGAAAGUCACAUGCAAUGUGGUGGAGUUGGACCUCAUGGAGGAAGGAUCCAGCUACCAGGAGAUGCUGCUGGAGAUGACAGGACAGAGAACGGUUCCAAAUGUCUUUGUCAACAAGAAGCACGUCGGCGGCUGUGACAAUACAAUGCAGGCUCAUAGAGACGGCAGCCUGCAGCAGCUACUUACCCCUGACAGUCCAUCAUAUGACUAUGACCUGAUAGUCAUCGGAGGAGGCUCUGGGGGCCUGGCCUGCUCAAAGGAAGCUGCUAUACUUGGAAAGAAUGUCAUGGUGCUGGACUACGUUGUACCAACACCAAAAGGAACCACCUGGGGCCUUGGAGGCACCUGUGUCAACGUGGGCUGCAUUCCAAAAAAGCUCAUGCACCAGACGGCUCUUUUGGGGGUAGCCAUGCAGGACGCUCGCAAGUACGGCUGGGAGUUUGAUGAGACAGUGAAACACAACUGGGAGACGAUGAAGAUGGCGGUGAACAACUACAUAGGCUCCUUAAACUGGGGCUACAGGGUUGCACUGAGAGACAAAAAAGUCAACUAUGUCAAUGCCUAUGCAGAGUUCAUCGAACCACACAAAAUCAAGGCAACAAACAAACGAGGGAAGGAGACGUUUUACACUGCAGCCAAUUUUGUCCUGGCUACUGGAGAGAGGCCGCGCUACCCAGGAAUCCCAGGAGACAAGGAGUACUGCAUUACAAGUGACGACCUUUUCUCAUUGCCAUACUGCCCUGGAAAGACCCUGGUUAUCGGGGCCUCGUAUGUGGCCCUGGAGUGUGGAGGCUUCCUGGCUGGUUUGGGUCUUGAUGUCACCAUCAUGGUUCGGUCCAUUCUGCUGAGAGGCUUUGACCAAGACAUGGCCAACCGUGCCGGGGAACACAUGGAAGAGCAUGGGAUUAAGUUCAUCCGCAAAUUUGUUCCUAUCAAGAUAGAGGAGCUGGAAGCAGGCACUCCAGGAAGGCUGAAGGUGACGGCUAAGUCCACAGAAAGUGAUGAGCUCAUCGAGGGAGAGUACAACACUGUGCUGAUAGCCGUAGGCAGAGACGCCUGCACAGACAAACUUGGUCUGGACAAGACCGGGGUCGUCGUCAACGCAAAGAAUGGAAAAAUUAGGGUUAACGACGAAGAGCAGACGAAUGUGCCUCACAUCUAUGCCAUUGGAGAUAUUCUGGAAGGCAAGUGGGAACUGACACCUGUUGCAAUCCAGGCUGGCAAACUGUUGGCUCGGCGCCUUUACAGUGGAUCAAGUAUCAAGUGUGACUACAUCAACGUUCCCACAACCGUUUUUACUCCCCUUGAGUAUGGUGCCUGUGGCCUGUCGGAGGAAAGAGCUGUUGAGAUGUACGGACAGGAGAACAUCGAGGUGUUCCACAGUCUGUUCUGGCCUCUGGAGUUCACUGUUCCUGGCAGGGACAACAACAAGAGCUACGCCAAGGUCAUCUGCAAUAAACUGAACAGGGAUCAAGUGAUUGGGUUCCACUACCUGGGUCCUAAUGCGGGGGAGGUGACACAGGGCUUCGGUGUAGCCAUGAAGUGUGGCGUUACCAAGGAGCAGCUGGAUGGAACCAUUGGUAUUCACCCAACAUGUGCUGAGAUCUUCACCACCUUGGAGGUGACCAAGAGGUCUGGUGGUGACAUCACCAAGGCUGGCUGCUGAGGUUAAACCCUGCUGGUUUAGCUAGCUGCUCUCAUAUCAGAACCUU
Cynoglossus semilaevis (tongue sole) is the source of this 1849-nucleotide messenger RNA. RefSeq names its product thioredoxin reductase 3 (gene txnrd3). Gene Ontology annotation, biological process: cellular response to oxidative stress; glutathione metabolic process; cell redox homeostasis. The transcript is spliced from 16 exons. Bases 1 to 1803 code for a protein of 600 amino acids. Lineage: Eukaryota; Metazoa; Chordata; Actinopteri; Pleuronectiformes; Cynoglossidae. Gene Ontology annotation, molecular function: flavin adenine dinucleotide binding; thioredoxin-disulfide reductase (NADPH) activity; glutathione-disulfide reductase (NADPH) activity. The record is from RefSeq and is a predicted model, not a curated record. Gene Ontology annotation, cellular component: cytosol; mitochondrion.